AUGUCUGUUAGAAAAAAUUUACUGCUAUUAGCUAGUGCUACUGUGGCUACAGCUGCUUCCUGUAACCCAUUAACCUCUACAUCCUGUCCUGCUAAUACGGCUUUGGCAGGUUCUUUCUCUGAGGAUUUCACCUCUUCUUCUUCAUACUUCACUGAUGAAAAGAUGCCAGGUUCUAUUGAAUACUCUUCGGAUGGUCUUUCAAUGACUUUAAACAAACAAGGUGAUAAUCCAACUUUAACUUCCAAUUUCUAUAUCAUGUACGGUAAAGUCGAAGUCGUAAUGAAAGCUGCUCCAGGUCAAGGUAUCGUCUCAUCUUUCUUCUUACAAAGUGACGAUUUAGACGAAUUAGAUAUCGAAUGGGUAGGUUCUGAUGAUACUCAAUUCCAAUCAAACUACUUCUCAAAGGGUGAUACCACCACUUACGAUAGAGGUCAAUUCCAUCCUGUCAGUGAACCAGAGACUACUUUCCACAAUUAUACAAUGGAAUGGGGUAUGGAUAAGACUACUUGGUACUUAGAUGGUACUGCCGUUAGAGUCCUAGAAAAUACCACUACCGAAGGUUAUCCACAAACUCCAAUGUAUUUGAAGAUGGGUAUUUGGGCCGGUGGUGAUCCAUCUAAUGCUGAAGGUACAAUUGAAUGGGCUGGUGGUUUGACCGAUUACUCUCAAGCUCCUUUCACCAUGUAUAUCUCUAAAGUUGUCGUCACUGAUUAUUCUACUGGUAGUGAAUAUUCUUAUGGUGAUCAAUCUGGUUCUUGGGAAUCUAUUGAAUGUAAGGAUGGUGCUAUCUAUGGUAGAUACCAACAAGCUUUGAUGGAUUUUGCUGAAUUGACUAAUGGUGGUAACAUUACUGAAGCUACUGUUUCUAGUGCUUCUUCUACAUCUGAAGUUGCUUCUUCCACCACCUCCUCCUCUUCUGAUGUUGCUUCUUCUACCUCUGAAGUUGUUUCCUCUUCCUCUUCUUCUUCUUCUUCUUCUUCUUCUUCAUCAUCUUCAUCUUCCUCUUCAUCUUCCUCUUCCUCUUCUUCUGCUGCUGUCACUACCACUUCUACUAAGGCUACUACCAGCUCCACUACUUCUGCUAAGGCCACUACUACCUCUUCUUCAAAGGUUUCUUCAGUUGCUCCAACAACAGUUGAAAAGAGUUCAUCUUCUGUAGAAGCUGUCGAAAAUACUGCUUCUGUCUCCCAUACUUCAUCUUCUCAAGCCGUUAAGAUUGCUUCUGAUAUGGCCAAUGGGAUCACAGCUAGCUUCGGUCUAGCUACUCUACCAUUGCUACUAUUAUCUCUAUUAUAA
This is a messenger RNA of Maudiozyma barnettii, 1296 nucleotides long. RefSeq names its product transglycosylase (gene CRH1). Gene Ontology annotation, molecular function: glycosyltransferase activity; hydrolase activity, hydrolyzing O-glycosyl compounds. Gene Ontology annotation, biological process: carbohydrate metabolic process; fungal-type cell wall organization. Bases 1 to 1296 code for a protein of 431 amino acids. The transcript has a single exon. The record is from RefSeq and is a predicted model, not a curated record. Gene Ontology annotation, cellular component: fungal-type cell wall. Lineage: Eukaryota; Fungi; Ascomycota; Saccharomycetes; Saccharomycetales; Saccharomycetaceae.